UACGGUUGUUUGUCGAAAGGAAGAUGCGUAGGUAAGCAUCAGUAGAUACUACAUACCAUUCGAGUUGGUAUAAAUGAAAGAGCAGUUUUGAAUUUUUGGUGCUAUCAAAGGUGAAUGGCGGCGCGUUGUGCUGGUGGUAUCUUAAAAUUAACUAAAGCCACUGUGUUACCAUCUGACCCUGACCACCAAAAAAAUGGAACAGUACCACAAGCAUCCCUGCACGGUCGGAAUGAGCAGUACCAUGAAUGCCUGGAACAGCCAGAUAUGGAAGUCAAACAUAUUCAAACAAGAGUAGGAAAGCUACGUGAGAAACUUGCGGAAGCGAAUACGAAUAUAUGCACUUUAAAGGCAUUUGUGGAUCAAACUGUGGGGCAGGUAACUAACGGAUUAGUGCAAAAAGAUUCUAAGGGAGUAAUUUGCGAAUUGAAACAACUGCUUGUUUCCCUGGAAGAUAUUCUCGACCAGAACGAUGUUAUUACCCAACGAGGCGUGGACUGCAUGCAAAUGGUUGAAAAGCUCGACAACUUUAGUUGCCUUUGUUGCCCUGCUACACCCAGCGUUCAGUCCAUUAGGGGAAAACUGAAAGAGAUUGCUAGAGAGAAGGAAAUUAUAGAUCUAGCUAUACAACAAAAUAAAAAUGACACUCUGCAAGGAAAGGUAUCUAAAUCAACAGAACCUGAUUUUAUACAUACCCCCAAUGUGGCGACUGGUAUUCAAAUUCGCUGUUGUCCAGAAUGUAAACCGAAAAUAUUACAAACCGAGCAAAAAUAUAUAAUUAGUGAAGGCACCAGUCCUACUGUGAUGCAUUCAUUUUCAAAGGGACUGGGUGUAAAUAUGGAAUGCCGUUGUAAGAGAAAACAAUAGAAUUGAAAACGUAACGAGUACACAUUUAGUGCAACAGUUGCCCAGGUUGAGAAACAUUCAGUGGACGAUUGCUCAAAAACUUUCCUUAUAACUUCAUUUCUUUUUUCACUAUCGUAAAGUUCAAAUAAUAGAUACACACGAGACAAAUACAUGAUUUUAAUAA
Messenger RNA from Photinus pyralis (common eastern firefly), 1027 nucleotides. RefSeq lists its product as uncharacterized. Bases 115 to 864 code for a protein of 249 amino acids. The record is from RefSeq and is a predicted model, not a curated record. The transcript is spliced from 2 exons. Lineage: Eukaryota; Metazoa; Arthropoda; Insecta; Coleoptera; Lampyridae.